This is a messenger RNA of Drosophila hydei, 927 nucleotides long. It is a transcript of the gene Rpn12, whose product is annotated as 26S proteasome non-ATPase regulatory subunit 8. The transcript has a single exon. The record is from RefSeq and is a predicted model, not a curated record. The coding region runs from base 95 to 889 and encodes 264 amino acids. NCBI's taxonomy places the organism in Eukaryota, Metazoa, Arthropoda, Insecta, Diptera, Drosophilidae. Gene Ontology annotation, biological process: proteasome-mediated ubiquitin-dependent protein catabolic process. Gene Ontology annotation, cellular component: proteasome regulatory particle, lid subcomplex; proteasome regulatory particle; nucleus.
GUAUAAGUAAAAGAAGCAGAGCAAAAGCGAAAAUCAUUCUCAGCUCGCAAUUUCGUGUUUUAUUUCAAAUAAUUAUACAAAAUAAUAAAGAAAAAUGGCUACAGUGGAAGCGUUGUACAAGGAAUUGUGUGCUGAAUGGACUAAACGACCUCCAAACACGCCACGAUGCGGCCAGCUGCUGGAGCAGCUCAAAGUAGCAUUAGUUAAAAUGCAAUUUCUGCCCACAGACGGCGGCGAUGCUCAAAAUUCGAAGAAGCAACUUAUAUUGGCUCGCUCCGUGCUGGAAAUCGCCGUGGAGCAUAGUGUACUGAGCAAGGAUCUACUCGCCUUCGAACGGUAUAUGUCACAGCUGAAAUGCUAUUAUUACGACUAUGCCAAAAUAAUUGGCGAGUCUGACAGCAAAUAUAAACUGUUGGGCCUCAAUCUUCUUUACCUGUUGUCCGGCAAUCGUGUCUCCGAUUUCCAUACCGAACUGGAACUAUUGUCGGUUGACAUAAUACAACACAACCAAUAUAUACGGCCCAUACUGGCCUUGGAGCAAUAUAUCAUGGAAGGACGCUACAAUAAGAUAUUCCAAGCAAAAUCGUCAAUGCCUGCAGAGGUUUAUAAUUAUUUUAUGGAUUUAUUAGUCGAAACGGUGCGCGAUGAAAUUGGUGCCUGCAUUGAGAUGUCCUACGAGAAAAUAUCGGCCAAAGAUGCUGCGAAGCGGCUGAAUCUCCGUGUGCCGGAUGAAAUUAAAGCGUUUGGCGAGAAACGUCAAUGGAAACUGGAGAGCAAUGGAAAUUACAGCUUUACCGAUCGAAGCAUUAAGCCCAAGGAGCUGUUGCCCUCGGAGGAGCUGGCCGAGCAGGUGCUUAGCUAUGCGCGCGAUUUGGAAAUGAUAGUUUAAGUUCCCAGAAAAUUUUGUAAUUAUACUGUAAUUAAAAA